Strigops habroptila (Kakapo) is the source of this 602-nucleotide messenger RNA. It is a transcript of the gene SMIM18, whose product is annotated as small integral membrane protein 18. NCBI's taxonomy places the organism in Eukaryota, Metazoa, Chordata, Aves, Psittaciformes, Psittacidae. Bases 229 to 507 code for a protein of 92 amino acids. The transcript has 2 exons. The record is from RefSeq and is a predicted model, not a curated record.
GUCAAAUUUAUGAAUGAUUUACUCCUGGGGUUUGAGGGCUGGAUGCAAACCGAGCAGAAAGGAAGUUGUCAGCAGCAUCCUGCUCUGGCCAAUGGUAGGAGAGCUCCCAUCUUAGUGUGCCAUAGGCUGCAUUAAAAAAAGAGACCAGAACAGCGCUCUUCCAGCACCCUCUCAGACAGACCCCCCAAAAUUGGGUGAUAGUGAGCACGCUAAGACAACUCUUCAAGAAUGGCAACCCUCAACACCACUCACUGGAAUGAGACUACAUCCGUUUCCCAGUAUCUGGGCUUUCAAGUGCAAAAAAUUUACCCUUUCCAUGAUAACUGGAACACUGCCUGCUUUAUUAUCCUGAUCAUAUUCAUCUUCACUGUAGUUUCUCUGGUGGUGUUGGCUUUCCUCUAUGAACUGCUAGACUGUUGCUGCUGCGUGAAAAAUAAAACUGUGAAAGACUUGGAGAAUGAACCCAAUCCUGUUAGAGCAAUGUUGAACAGGUUCAGAAAAGCAUGAAAACAGAGGUGGUGUAGGAAGGACUGAGCAUCAGCACCUGAAGAACGUUAACAACCACUUGAACGAAGCCUCAUGAUUGACAUGAUUGAGCAAGU